UUAGCCAACAUUCUACUCUGGCCAGCAGUCCAUUGUUUAAUGGAUUUUUUUUAAGUGCACAACAAGAGACACAAAGACAAGAAGCUGAAGAUGUUUCUGUAGAUGUUUAUCUUUUGAAUGGACAUAAGAUAACUAUAAAAAUAAUGUCCACGGAUCAGACUGAUGAUGUGCUAGAGACUGUAGCGUCACAGAUCAAUUUACCAGAUGACUUUGUUUACUACUUUGCCUUAUACCUGGUUAAAAAGGACUCAGAUGGAAGUUUUUCAAUUGUCCGAAAAAUGCAAGAUUUUGAGUCUCCUUUCAUCUCACUGAAGACAGCUGGAAGCAAACACAAAAUAGUUCUUCGAAAAAAUUUUUGGGAUGCGACCUAUGAUGAUGAUCUUUUAGACAACAGAGUUUCAAUGAAUUUACUUUAUGUACAGGCUGUCAGUGAUAUUGACAGGGGUUGGACCCUGGCUAAUAAAGAACAGAUGGCACGACUUGAAGUACUCAAAUCAAAAGGCUCCAAGAAGGAGUAUUUACGGUUGGCACAAACACUAAAGUAUUAUGGUUUUAUCCAAUUCAAACCAUGCACCAGUGAUUUCCCUGUGAAAAAUACCAAAGUACUUGUCAGUGCAGGAAACAGGGAGCUAAGCUUCCGAGUUUCAGAUCCAGAUGGUCAAGUGAAAGAAGGCAGUUUUAAAGUUACUAGAAUGAGGUGCUGGCGGAUAACAACAACUAUUGCAGAAACCAAUGGUGAAAGUGAUGUUAGUAACACAACAUCUGAAUUAGAAUUAUCGUUUGAAUAUUUGGUUGCUAAGGACAAAUUACAGUGGAUAGCAGUUCAAAGUGAUCAAGCCAUUCUUAUGAGUAUUUGUCUUCAAGGAAUGGUGGAUGAACUUAUUAUGAAAAAAGAAGGUUCAAGAAUGAAACGGCCACAGGAUAGGAUACGUGGUACACGAACAGAUUUCAAGAAGAGGGACGCACCGAAUAGCAUCAAAAUGUCAUCAUCAUCUUCAAGUCAUUCAGUUUCUUCACCAGAUUCCCCCAGCGAAGAAACUGCAAGUGCUGCACAAAAAGCCAAAGAAUCUGUUAAAAAGAUAUCGGUUAGUAAAAACAAAAUUAAUUUAUUUUCCAAUAACACCACCAUUCUGCUUUGCUGCUUUGCUUCAAAACUCCUAACCCUAAUACAUGCAGAACUUGGAAGUUUAAUCUCAUCUGCUAAUCAUGAAAGGCAACUAAACUUUCUUUACAUACACAUGUCCAUCCCUGUGAAAUAAAACUACUGACAUCUUUGAAACUCUCUGGCAUACUCAAUCAGGCCUAAUUUAAUUUUAAAGUAACAGUAACACAUUCAAAAUGAUGCAUACAUUUGUGAAAUGUGUAGUUGUGGUUAUGUUUUGUACAUUUUAC
Messenger RNA from Saccoglossus kowalevskii, 1392 nucleotides. RefSeq names its product sorting nexin-17-like. Gene Ontology annotation, molecular function: phosphatidylinositol binding. The record is from RefSeq and is a predicted model, not a curated record. Gene Ontology annotation, cellular component: early endosome. Lineage: Eukaryota; Metazoa; Hemichordata; Enteropneusta; Harrimaniidae. Gene Ontology annotation, biological process: signal transduction; intracellular protein transport; endocytic recycling.